Rubroshorea leprosula is the source of this 1143-nucleotide messenger RNA. NCBI's taxonomy places the organism in Eukaryota, Viridiplantae, Streptophyta, Magnoliopsida, Malvales, Dipterocarpaceae. The record is from the annotation of a GenBank genome assembly.
CAGCAUUGGCGUCAUUUCCCUCUUUUUCUUUCCCUUUUCCAAACGCCCCAAAUCUCCAUUUCAAAGGCACACCAAGCUUUACCUCCUCCCACUUCCAUCUCUAUUUUCCUUCACUUUCUCGGGAAAAUCUUCAUCCCUUUUCUCCGCCGAUUUCAAUUCUUCUUUCCUAGCUCCUUUCCAAACAAUACCUCUCCGUUUUGCUUCACAUACUCGUAACACAACCUUCAUUUACCGUGUUCCGUCAGUCUGAAUUUCGUUUCCCGGCCAUGGAUUUCUUGGAUUUUGACAACGUCAAGGCUGAGAAAGUCGAAGCUAUCCGCAGAUUCAACCAGAGGCAAACCUUGAAAAAGCUGGUUGUCCUCUUGUGCGAGGUUCUCCUGGCUUUUUUCUUGCUUUCCUGGUUGUCCAAGAGUAUCCCUCAGGCUCUCAAGAACGCUGGAGGCCUUGUUCGAGGAUUCGUCCUCAUUCUGAACCGGUCUCUGUUCUGUUUUAUGCUCGUGAACCUCCUUAUACUCGUCAUUUUCGUUUUAUCCUGCCGAAAGACUAAUAACUCAUCGAACAUCUACGACGAGUACGCCGGAUCAUACCGGAGCGCCACUGGAAAUGCGACGGAGGAGCUGGUGGAGGAGCCGGUGGUGGAUAAACAUAUUAUAAUUGCGGACAAUGCGGUUCUGAAAAAGCGAGCCGUGGUGGAGACAGUAACGGAUGAGCCAUCAGAGCGUGCGGUUUUUCCAGUGCAGCAGGACGCUCUGAGUACAGUUGGUGCAGUGACAGUUACUGAGAAAAAGCGUGCAGUUGGGGCAGUGAUGGGGGCGAAGAAGAAGGGAGGCUACCAGAGGAGCAGAUCAGAGAUGUCUACCAAUUUCGGGAACAAAACUCGGCCAGAACUACGGAGAUCAGAGACAACGAUCUACGGGGAAAUGGUGGUCGCGAGUACAGAAUCGCCGAGGAAAUCGAUGGAUCACUUGAGCAGCGAAGAGUUCAGGUUCGAAGUUGAGAGUUUCAUCGCGAAGCAGAAGAAGACUCAGAUUCGAGAUAACAGAGCAUCAUCCCGUGGGUAUCUUGAAGUCUAAGCAAAAUUCAAAACCCAGAUAGAAAGUUUUUAGUGAAUGAAUUUAGCACUACUAGUAAGAGAAAAAGAGU